ACAACAUUGGGCAGAUACCUGCGAAAGCAGGUAGGCAGCACCCGUUGGACCCACUGACAUCCGAAGAGAUGACGGCCGUCUCCCUCUCUAUUCGCCAGCACACCGCUUCUCAGACAGAGAUCAAAGCGCUCAAGUUCAUGAACACUGCGCUCCUCCCUCCGCCCAAGCUGCAGGUGCUUGCCUAUCUAGGCAUACCGCUCGAGACUGGCCAGCCGCCGGAGCCUAAGCCAGACAAACUGGAGAGGCGGGCAGAGUCGCAGUUUAUCAACCCGGUGACUGGGGACGCAUAUAACGCAAACUUCACUCUGGUAGAUGGAGCGUGGAAAGUAGACAGCGUCGAACUGCUGCCAGAAGGCACCCAACCUAGCAUCACCCUCGAAGAACUCUGUCUCUCUGAGUCUGUCCUACGGAAAGACGCCCGCGUGUGUGCCUUGGCUGCUGAGGUCGGGGUGACACCGGAACAGCUGCAUGCGGAUGGGUGGUCGAUCGGGCUAGACGAGCGCUGGCCGAGGCGAAAGCGGCUGCAGCAGUGCCUACUCUUCGCAAGGUAUCAUAAAGAUGACCACUUGUAUGCGCACCCACUCGACUUCUUCCCGAUCAUCGACUCCAACCUGAUGGAAGUAGUACACAUCGACUUUGCGCCUCACCGGCUCGACCCAUCCAACCCACCUUCCAGCAAGGUUCCCCCACUCGAUGCGAAACUCGAGCGGCCGCGGAUCCCCCCUCCGCAGGAGAGGCACGAGUACCUUCCGGAGCUGAUGCAGGGGCAAGAGGGGUUCGAAGGCAUGCGAGAGGACCUCAAACCGCUGUUUGUCGUCCAGCCGGAGGGGGUGAGCUUCAAGGUCGAGGGAAGAGAGCUCGAGUGGCAGAAAUGGAAGAUGCAUAUCGGGUUCAACAGCCGGGAGGGCCUGACGCUGAAUACGAUCACGUACACUGACGGCGGGGUCGUCCGGCCCAUCGCAUACAAGCUCUCCCUAGCGGAGAUGGUCGUGCCCUACGCGGAGCCGCUCUACCCCCACCCGCGCAAGUUCGCCUUCGACAUCGGCGAGUACGGUAUGGGCACACUGGCGAACGAGCUUAGCCUAGGGUGCGACUGCCUCGGGACGAUCUGCUACCUCCCUGGGUGCUUUGUCAGCCAUUCCGGCGCUCCGGUCAUCGUCAAGCACGCUAUCUGCAUACAUGAGGAAGACGCUGGCCUGCUCUGGAAACACACGGACUACCGUCCGGGCGGGAGAGCGCAAAGCGUCCGUGCGAGGAAACUCGUCGUCUCCCUCGUCGCUACCGUCGCGAACUAUGAAUAUAUCUUCUACUGGAGCUUUUACCAGGACGGGGCGUUUGAGCUCGAGAUCCGCCUUUCAGGGGUGCUUAACGUCUACCUCCUUGCUGAGGGAGAGCGUGCAGGUCGGUACGCAACAGAAGUCGCCCCGCGCAUCGAUGCGCAAUAUCAUCAGCACCUGUUCUCCCUCCGCCUCGACCCUAUGAUCGACGGGAUCAAGAACAGCGUGAUGGAGACGGAUGUCGUGGCUUCGCCCUACCCGACCGGGUCAGAGGAGAACUUUGCCGGAAACGCAUUCACCACCAACAGCACUGUGAUCCAGACGACCUCGGAGGGGGAACGGCAGUGGAACGCAGACACAGAUCGGAGGUGGACGAUUAUCAACCCGAACAGGAAACACUACGCGAGCGGCCAGCCAGUGGGGUACAAAGUGAUGAACUGCGCUUUUCCUAAGCUGCUCGCUCAGCCCGGCAGCUGGGUCCGCAGGCGCGCGCCGUUCGCUCGGAGCAGUCUGUGGGUGACGAGGUUCAAGGAAGACAGGAACUGGCCCUCGGGCAAGUAUGUGCCGCAGAGCGGUGCGGCACCUGAGGACUCGCUCGUCGGGUGGAUGAAAGGUGAUGAGAAGGUCGAUAAUGAGGAUAUAAUCCUCUUCUUCACUAUUGGGACGAACCAUAUUCCCCGUCCGGAGGACUGGCCGGUCAUGCCUGCGGAUAUGAUGCGCGUGACGUUCAAGCCCGUGUCGUUCUUUAGGCAGAACCCGGCGCUGGAUGUCCCCAGUACCUCGGCUCAAGGGAGCAUGUACGCGUUCGGCGCGGCACAGGAACAUGUUGGUGUCAGCUCCCACUCAGACUGAGGUAUUUCGUCUAUUUGGGAUAUGUCAUUAGGGCAAAGAAUCAAGAGGAUCAA
Molecule: messenger RNA, 2182 nt
Organism: Dacryopinax primogenitus
Lineage: Eukaryota; Fungi; Basidiomycota; Dacrymycetes; Dacrymycetales; Dacrymycetaceae
Exons: 5
Coding region: 69-2129 (686 amino acids)
Biological process (GO): amine metabolic process
Molecular function (GO): quinone binding; primary methylamine oxidase activity; copper ion binding
Source: RefSeq, a predicted model, not a curated record